UCUAAUUUUUUUUAUCACAAUGGCUUCAAUCUCUCCUAUAUCCUUCGUGAGUGCAAUCAAUAAUGUCUCUUCCAACUCAUCCAAUUCCCCUUCUUCCUUGCAUCAUCCCUUUUCACAAAUUCAAUCCGCUAAAUAUCGAAAACCAAAACGCCAUCAUCAUAUUCCUAGAGUGACAUGCAGUGACAACCAAAAACCAAACACAUCUGGAGAACUAGUACUCCCACAUAGGAGGAACAUUCUACUUGGCCUAGGAGGGCUUUGUGGUGCUGCUGCUACUCUUAACAACAUCCCUUUUGCCAAUGCUGCCCCAAUACUUGGUCCAGACCUAACCACAUGUGUUCAAGCAGAACUACCCGAAGGUGUAGAACCCACCAAUUGUUGUCCCCCAAUUUCCACAAACAUCAUAGAUUUCAAGUUCCCUCCCUCCAACCAACCCUUGCGUGUACGAUCCGCUGCUCAUCUGGUCAACAAAGACUAUCUAGCUAAAUACGAGAAAGCCGUUAACCUGAUGAAAAAUCUCCCGUCAGAUGAUCCACGUAGUUUCGCGCAACAAGCCAAAGUUCAUUGUGCUUAUUGCGACGGUGGAUAUCACCAACUAGGCUUCCCUGACCUUGAUCUCGAAGUGCACUUCUCUUGGCUCUUCUUUCCUUACCACAGAUGGUAUCUCUAUUUCCAUGAAAGGAUAUUGGCGAGCUUGAUCAAUGAUCCAACCUUUGCUCUUCCAUUUUGGAACUGGGAUGCUCCUGGGGGCAUGCAGCUUCCUUCCAUGUACGCAGAUCCCAAAUCACCCCUUUAUGAUUCUCUACGCAAUGCCAACCAUCAACCACCAACACUUGUAAACCUUGACUUUACUAUCGAGGAUCCUAAUGCAGAGGCAAAUAUCUCCACCAACCUCACCACAAUGUAUAGGCAGCUUGUGUCUAACGCAAAGACUCCAACAUUGUUCUUCGGAAAUCCUUAUCGUGCUGGGGAUCAGCCUAACCCUGGUGGUGGCUCCGUAGAGAGCACUCCACAUGGUCCUGUUCAUGCAUGGACCGGUGAUAUCAACCACCCUACAAUGGAGGACAUGGGGAAUUUAUAUGCUGCUGCAAGAGACCCCAUUUUCUAUUGCCACCAUUCCAAUGUUGAUAGGAUGUGGUCCAUAUGGAAAACACUUGGUGGGAAAAGAAGGGAUUUAACAGACCCGGAUUGGUUAGAAUCCGCGUUUCUCUUCUACGAUGAGAAUAAGAACCUUGUGCGUGUGAAGACUAAGGAUUGUCUUGACACGAGAAAGUUAGGGUAUGUUUACCAAGAUGUUGACAUUCCAUGGUUAAAAUCUAAGCCUACGCCAUUAAGGUCAAGGGCUCAAAAGGUAGAACUGACACCACUUUUUGGUGGUGUUGCUGCAGCACAUGCUGCUGAGACUUCAAGGAAUGUGAAGUUCCCAUUGGUGUUGGAUUCAGUUGUGAGUACAGUGGUGAAGAGGCCAAAGAAGUCUAGGAGCAAAAAGGAGAAGGAAGAGAAGGAGGAGAUUCUGGUGGUUGAAGGGAUUGAGUUUGAGAGCAGCACAGGUGUGAAGUUUGAUGUGUUUAUUAAUGAUGAAGAUGAUAAGUUGGUCAAGCCAGAUAAUACGGAGUUUGCAGGAAGCUUUGUGAGUGUGCCUCAUUCGCAUGAGCAUCACAAAAACAACAAGAAGAUUGUUACUUGUUUGAGGUUGGGACUAACGGAUUUGUUGGAAGAAUUGGGAGCAGAAGAUGAUGAUAGUGUUCUAGUAACAUUGGUUCCCAAGUAUGGGAAAGGGCGAGUUAACAUCAGAGGCAUCAAGAUAGAUUUUGUUUCAGAUUGAAAUUAAAUUGUUUAUAUACUUCAAAUGUGUGUUUGUGCUGUAGGUAGUAAUGCACACAUGGUUCCUUGAAGAAUUUCAAAUGACGCAGGUCACUCAGACGGAGAUAUAUAUAGUGUAUUUCCUAUAAUAUAAGUUUGAGACAUGUAUUAGAAUAAUAUAGCAUAUCCUUAUUAUCCUAUGUUCACUUACUGUGAAAUAAAAUAAUAUUGUUGUGAUAUAAAAACACAAGAAAAAUAUUUUAAUGUGUUA
Molecule: messenger RNA, 2074 nt
Organism: Glycine soja
Lineage: Eukaryota; Viridiplantae; Streptophyta; Magnoliopsida; Fabales; Fabaceae
Product: polyphenol oxidase, chloroplastic-like
Exons: 1
Coding region: 20-1825 (601 amino acids)
Biological process (GO): pigment biosynthetic process
Molecular function (GO): catechol oxidase activity
Source: RefSeq, a predicted model, not a curated record